Messenger RNA from Durio zibethinus, 2850 nucleotides. Its product is annotated as two-component response regulator-like APRR5. NCBI's taxonomy places the organism in Eukaryota, Viridiplantae, Streptophyta, Magnoliopsida, Malvales, Malvaceae. Gene Ontology annotation, molecular function: protein binding. Gene Ontology annotation, biological process: phosphorelay signal transduction system; cytokinin-activated signaling pathway. The record is from RefSeq and is a predicted model, not a curated record.
ACGACAGCCCCAAAAUCCAAUGACUCUGAGCUCUUAGAUCCUCCCUUCCAGUAGUUAACGUGGCUUCCCUAAGGCCAUACAAAACAGACUUAAAAGAUAUUUUUCCUUGUUCGUUGGUGAGAUACUUGCCACCGUUACAUUAGAGGCAGUUGGCAACUCAAUUAGUUUUGUAGCCGUCCGAUUAAGGGGCUUGUCUUAAGAUAUUUUUUAUAGGCGGCAUGGCUAUAUAAAUUUUAGCAGAAGCCGGGCUAGAUUUUCGAGUUCUUUUGCUUUACUCUGAGUUCAGAGUUCAAAGAAGUAAUAUAAUACUGAGGUGGAACUGGAUUUUAGUGGUAAAAGAGAAAAACAUAUGGGUGAGGUUGUGGCAAGUAGCGAGGAAGUGGAGGAGGUGAAGACUGAGAGCGAAACUGAGAAGGAAAAUGGGGAGUUUGAAGGGAAUAAGAGGAGGAAGAAGAAUCCUGGGAGUUCUUCCUCUGGGGAAGCGGUGAAAUGGGAAAGGUUUUUUCCCAGGAUGCCGUUGAGGGUUUUGUUGGUCGAAGCUGACGAUUCAACCAGGCAGAUUAUAGCUGCUCUUCUCAGGAAAUGCAGUUACAGAGUUGUUUCUGUUCCUGAUGGCUUGAAGGCAUGGGAGAUGCUAAAAGGAAAGUCCCAUGACAUUGAUCUCAUUUUGACAGAAGUGGAUUUGCCAUCUAUAUCAGGAUUCGCUCUUCUUACACUAAUAAUGGAGCAUGAGAUUUGUAAAAGCAUCCCUGUUAUAAUGAUGUCGUCACAAGAUUCAAUUAGCACAGUAUAUAAAUGCAUGUUGAGAGGGGCUGCUGACUACCUUGUUAAGCCAAUAAGGAGAAAUGAGCUGAGAAAUUUAUGGCAGCAUGCAUGGAGAAGGCAAUCAUUUAUAGUUGGUGGAAACACCCCCCACGAUGAGAGCAUUGGACAGAAAAACGUUGAAGCUACCUCUGAAAAUAAUGCUGCAAGUAAUCAUUCCUGUGGUUGCUUGGCUGGUGUCCAAAGAAAUAAGGAACAAGCUGAGAAAGGGAGUGAUGCUGAGAGCUCUUGUACAAAGUCAAACACUGAAGCUGAGAGUGCCCAAAUGGAAAAUAUGCUGGAAUUUUCACACUUGAUAAAGGGAAAAUCUCUACCAAGUGAGCUGCAGAAGUAUGAAGUUCAUGUGAAUUUUAAUCAGAAACUGCUCAUGCAUGAGAUGAAAACUGGGGUUGUUGAUGCCUCAAAGGAUGCCUACGCAACAACUGUAUACAAGGGUGGUGAACUGGAAAGUCAAAGAAGAGAUACUAAUAUCUUGGUUGAGGCUGGUGAUGCCCUUGUUGAUUCACCAAGAGACGCUGUUGACUUCAUGGGAACAUUUAAUAGAAAUUGCAGUUCUUCUUCAAUAAAUAGCACAAGCAUGUUUGAUUCUUCUCCACACUUGGAUCUUUCCUUGAGAAGAUGUAAUUCUCAUGUUUUUGAGAAUCAUGUUACUCAAGAAAGGCCUACCCUCUGGCAUCCUAAUUCAUCAGCCUUUACAAGGUACACUAGCAGACAAUCACAGCCCCUGCAUUCAACAUUGACAAGUGUCAGUAAUCAAAACAAAGAAUCUGGAACUAAUUCGGAGAAGAUGUUGUCCAAUAUUGUUUCUGAAUAUAACUUUGAUACUCCUAGUCCGAUGCUGACUUCUCAAAGAAACAUGAUCCCUUUGACUACUGAAACUACAGGUCAAUUGAGGUCAACUGAAGCAGCAGCAUCAUGCAUGCAACACAGAGUAUUUCCUGUCCCAGUAUCAGUGAAGGGUGUAAGAUUGAAUAACCUGUGCGAUGGCCAUACUGUAAUUCCUCCAAUCUUUUGUACACAGUCAAUUUCAUCGCCAGUGCCAAGUCCAAGCUCAUCCAACCAACAGGAACCUGCCUUUCGUGUGAAUCCAUUUCGUCAUUCCAGUUUUGAAACUAACUCCUCUGGACAGUUGUAUGACCAACUUGCCUCCAAUGCAAAUCAGUCAACCAACCAACCUUUACACAAGCUGGAUCAAAAGUUGGAUUCAACUGAGGAUAGAGGACAUAUUUCUCCUGCCACUGAUCAGAUUGCAAGCAGCAGUUUCUGUAAUGGCUCCCUGAGUCAACUUAAUGGUAUUGCAUAUGGAAGCUCCGGGGCAAGUAAUGGCAAUAUUGAUCAGGUUGCUAUAGUUCGAGCUUCUACAGAGAACAAGAAUGAUGACAGUUUUCCUAGUCCUGGUGGAAAUUCACACCGUUCUAUUCAAAGAGAAGCAGCUCUAACCAAGUUUCGCUUGAAGCGGAAGGAUAGAUGCUAUGAGAAAAAGGUCCGAUAUGAGAGCAGAAAGAAACUUGCAGAGCAGCGCCCAAGAGUUAAAGGUCAGUUUGUUCGUCAAGCGUAGGCUGAUCCUACACAUACAAAAGCUGAGUCUCAUUAUGGCAAUUCAUCUGAUGGCUAGUUACAUCUUUGUAAACUAAGGAGAGCAUGGAUUCGAAUUUGCUUGAUCUUUAGAAAUGGUGGCACUGGCUACUUAAGCCUUUUGUUUUUCGAAGCUGAAGAAAAAAAAGGGGCAGAAUUCUAAAGUUGCUUUUGCACAUAUCCAUGCUCAUUAUAUUAAUGGUUAUUGGCACAGGUUGCUAUGUACUUAUUGUAAAAUAAUAUUUUGAGCUCUUAGUUUAGAGAGUUCUAUUCCCUGUUUUUCAUUGGGUUGCCUGAGUCAUUCUUUAUUGGUUACCUUGUAGAUUUGUUCAGUCAAUCGGUCUUAUAUGCAAGUCGCAAUAACCAUACAAACUUAGUGUACAUACAAAUCUAGUGUAAUCUCAUUUUCUCACCAUGCAAACACAAAUUUUCCUGCGCACGAGUUUCUAAAUU